AUGUCCGAUAAACAAAAAACCAUUGUUAACGAAGUCACCUUAAAAGGCAUUGGAUUGCACACUGGCAAUUCAACCACCUUGACGCUUAAGCCCGCUCCCAUUAAUAAAGGCUUUGUGUUUGUUCGGAUUGACCUAGAGGGCCGUCCAGAAGUAGAAGCCGAUGCCAAUUAUGUGACCACCACCGAUAGAGGAACCACUUUGGAUAAAAAAGGGGUUAUUAUUAACACGUCCGAACAUGUUCUAGCGGCCUUGGUGGGCAUGGAUUUGGAUAAUGUUUACAUCGAGAUGGACAAUUCAGAGCCUCCCAUUUUGGACGGUUCUUCUCGCUUUUUCAUAGAGGCCAUUGAAAAGGCGGGCAUUAUAGAACAAGAUGCCGUGCGUGAAUAUUAUGAUAUUAAGGAAAAUGUCACCUAUAUCGAUCCCGAUUCGGGCAGUGAAAUCACGGCGAUUCCAUCUAAAAAUUAUGAAAUCGCCACCAUGGUGGAUUUUGGCACCAAAGUUUUGGGAACCCAAAACGCCACGCUUAAACGCAUGACGGAUUUUAAAACCGAGAUUGCCAACGCUCGUACUUUUAGCUUUUUACACGAAUUAGAACAUCUUUUGGCUGCUGGCCUUAUUAAGGGGGGCGAUUUAAACAACGCCAUUAUUUAUGUGGAUAAGCCC
Messenger RNA from Notodromas monacha, 663 nucleotides. The record is from the annotation of a GenBank genome assembly. Lineage: Eukaryota; Metazoa; Arthropoda; Ostracoda; Podocopida; Cyprididae.